Messenger RNA from Trichoderma breve, 1116 nucleotides. Its product is annotated as ribonuclease t2 family domain-containing protein. Gene Ontology annotation, cellular component: extracellular region. Gene Ontology annotation, biological process: RNA catabolic process. Lineage: Eukaryota; Fungi; Ascomycota; Sordariomycetes; Hypocreales; Hypocreaceae. The transcript has 4 exons. The record is from RefSeq and is a predicted model, not a curated record. Bases 1 to 1116 code for a protein of 371 amino acids. Gene Ontology annotation, molecular function: RNA binding; ribonuclease T2 activity.
AUGGCGUUGCGACAUCUCGUCUUUGGAGCCGCGUGGGCCGCCGGAUCUGCGUCGGCAGCCUCAGUAACAUGCGCAUCUAAUCUGCCGCUGAGUUGCCAGAAUACCACCGCGGUCAGCAACACUUGCUGCUUCAACUAUCCAGGUGGCCAGCUUUUGCAGACGCAAUUUUGGGACACAAACCCAUCCACGGGCCCUUCUAACUCAUGGACUGUCCACGGCCUAUGGCCUGAUAACUGCGAUGGAACCUUUCAGCAGAACUGCGACUCAUCAAGAGCGUAUACCAACAUCUCAGCAAUUCUAGCAAAAUCAGCUCCUUCUACACUUUCAUUUAUGCAAACAUAUUGGAAAGAUAUCAGUGGCAACGAUGAGAGCUUUUGGGAGCACGAAUUUGGCAAGCACGCUACAUGCAUCAGCACGCUUGAUCCGGAUUGCUACACCAACUAUCAGCCAACCCAGGAAGUUGGGGACUUUUUUACGCGAACCGUGAGCCUGUUCCAAAGCCUUCCUUCGUAUGACUGGCUUGCUGCAGCCGGUAUUGUUCCUUCAAAAACCGCCACGUACACUUUGGCUGCUAUCCAGGCUGCUCUCACUGCACACCACGGUCACAACGUCGUCAUUAACUGCGAUAAUGGCGAGCUCAAUGAGCUGUGGUAUCAGUUUAACGUCCGUGGAUCUGUUCAAACCGGCACAUUCACUCCUGUUGACCCCGUUGGCUCUGGCUCUACUUGUCCCAAGACGGGCAUCAAAUAUCUGCCAAAGUCCGCGUCAAGCACUAAAAGCUCUGGCGGCGGAGGAUCCACUCCUCCACCGGGAGGAGUUCUCAGCGGAGCCUGGUAUCGCGCUGGCGGUACUCCUGCCACAUACACUGCCACUCCGAACGGUUCUACCUUUACACUCAGCUCAAGCAAGGGAAAGUGCGCUAUCCUGAGCGACUCUUCCUUAAGCUGCAGCAGCUCUGUCUCUACUGCCAGCAGCUUUGGCUACGAUGGCACCCACUUGACUUACCAGGGAUCGGCCAAGUUUUAUGCAGCUGCAACCCCAAGCGGACAAGAUCAAGGCACUGUCUUCGCAAGCAGUCACGCUGUUUCUGUGGCAAUUGCAUGGAAUGCCCAAUAA